AAUGUCUGGAGAGUUACCUAAAAUAGCUUCUAAGAGUUUAUUUUCCACCUAUGUUGAAAAGAAGAAUGCAGAAGAAGAAGCCAUAAAAAUAAGGAAUAGAAUUGAUUAAAUAAGACAAGAACGAGAAAAAAUAUUAAAGAGAAUAUAAGCUGAAGACUUAAAAGCAGAACAUAUUUAUAAACAUAGAUUGGAAUUACAAUUAAAAGUAAAUUCUACACUAAAAUGAUAGAAAGAAGAGAAGAUUAGACAGAAGGUAGAAGCACCCCCUCCAUUUUCUUUAAGUGUUUCAAGAGCUUAAAAAGAGACAUUAAAAAAAAUUAAAGAAGAAAUGCUAAAUAGAAAGAAAACUGAAAUAAAGGAAUUUAGAAGUUGGCAUCGAUAAGAUCUGACAGAAACAAAAAUAUAAAAAAGUUUAGAUCAUGAAACUUAUCGUUCUAAAGUCCUUUAAGGAAAGGAAGAAGAGAGAUAGGCUAAUUUAAAUACAUUGGCUAAGUUGAAAGAAAGAAGAGAUAGGAUUAGAUAUGAAGUGGAGGUUGAAAAAGAUAGAGUAUUAAGAGAGAUAAAUGAAUAUGAUUAGAAAAUUUAAGAAUUAGAAUAAUUAGAAUCAUUAGAAUUAGCAAAUUUAUAGAACACUCUCUAAAGAUAAAAUUAAGCAAAAGAAAAAGUUAAUUUGGCUUAAAGUCUUUCACCUAAAGAAUUUGAAGUUAAAUUUGGUUAUAAUUCUACAAAAAGCAAUUAAAAUUAAACAAGUUAAUGA
Molecule: messenger RNA, 757 nt
Organism: Paramecium pentaurelia
Lineage: Eukaryota; Ciliophora; Oligohymenophorea; Peniculida; Parameciidae
Source: the annotation of a GenBank genome assembly